Centruroides sculpturatus (bark scorpion) is the source of this 1205-nucleotide messenger RNA. RefSeq names its product glutathione S-transferase omega-1-like. Gene Ontology annotation, biological process: glutathione metabolic process. The record is from RefSeq and is a predicted model, not a curated record. Bases 300 to 809 code for a protein of 169 amino acids. Lineage: Eukaryota; Metazoa; Arthropoda; Arachnida; Scorpiones; Buthidae. Gene Ontology annotation, cellular component: cytoplasm. Gene Ontology annotation, molecular function: glutathione transferase activity; glutathione dehydrogenase (ascorbate) activity. The transcript has 4 exons.
UGAAAUAAUUGGUAUUAGAAGUGCAAUGAAACCUUGAUUUAACAGACCUCAAUUUAAUUUUUGUUCUAUAGGAAAAAUUUAAACCUUUUUUAUUUGCAAAUAGAGCAUGCUGAAAGGUUAUAACAAUGACUUAAUGCAUAUGAAUUACUUAAUGUACCAUACAUCAUAACACAUUUUGCAGAUUUUAAGUUCAUUAUUAAUAUAAUUUAAAACAUUUGAUUUCAUGUGCUUUUACAAUAAUGGACACCCCUUUCCCUCAAUUAGUCUAUUAAAUUGAGGGUUUAUGAAUUAAAAUUAUUAUGAAAGCAUUCAAUUUCAUUAAUAUAUUUCUUUUCAUUACAGGUUAUGAAUGUCCAACUUUAGAAUCUGGAAAAUUAUAUUUAUAUGGCAUGAGAUUUUGUCCUUAUGUUAACAGAGUUAGAUUAGUUCUCUCAGCCAUGAACAUCGAGCAUGAGAUGAUAAAUAUUAAUUUAAAUAAUAAACCAGAAUGGUUUUUAGAGAAAAGUGCAUCAGGAAAAGUUCCACUUUUAGAACAAGAUGGAAAAUGUAUAUCUGAAUCACUUGACAUAAUAGAAUAUUUGAAUGAUAUGUAUCCAGAAAAUCAACUUUGUCCUUUUCCUGGCAGAGAGACAGACCAUGAGAAAGAACUGAUGAACAUUGCUGGAGAAUUAAUAUCGCCAUGUUUAAAAUAUCUAAAAGGAGUGAUAAGUACAAAUGAAUUUUGGAAUAUUGUUAAUGUUUUAUUAGACAAGUAUGAUUAUGAACUUAAUAACAGAAAAACAAAAUUUUUCGGAGUUAAGCACCUUUAAACACGGAUUUGUGGAUGUCAUUUAUGUCAAUUAAUGCGUCUUUUAUUAAUUAAUUUGAUUUAAAUUCAGUUGCGAUGUGUACUAGAAAAUGGAAAUAGUAUGUUACUCACAUGUACAUUGAAAUUGAAUUUGAAUAACUAUGUCAUUGAUGAUUUGUGUUGUGACCAAGGCUGCAGAGUCGGUAAAAAAACACCCGACUUCGACAAAAUUAAAUACCAAGCCAUUAUAUGAGGACAGAAACACUCAUAGCGAGGUAUACUAUUCUGAACAGAGCUUGGGCAUUUAGCCAAAUCCUUUUAUAGUUAGUAUUUUUAAUAUUUAACUUACAUUAAUAUUUAUUUGUAUAAAAAAAUUAAUUUUUAACAAAUAUUUAAUAAGAGGAGAAAUGUAAAUGUA